UGAUGAUAGAAUUGAUCUCAGCCCGUCCCGCUAUUUAGAUGGCCGGGGGCCCGUCAAUGUGUUAUCUUGCAUAGAAAGCUUGUCUUUGCCAAUCUCAGCCUGAUCUUUUCCCACUGAAGCCUCAAGUACUUCGAAGAGAGAUCGGAAGAAAGCACCUCCUGGUCGCCCAUUCAAAUUCGCGACAAGAGGCACACGGUGCAAGCCCGCAAAUCCCGUACAAACGGCCACCUACUGGUUAAAUCGCACAGCAUUCUCCCACAAAGACGCAAAAGGCAGGCCGUUCUCGUAAUGUGCCUGGCCUUUGUACACCAAUAACAGGGGCGGAUGCUGGUCAGCAGCUACAUGCAUGACCCCGUUUAGGAACAUGGAGUAUUCCGAUGACUCAGACUUUUAUGGAGACGAGAAUGAGCAAGCCCUGCUUCACAGACGAGUCGACCAAGCUGACUUGUCGUCUUGGUGGCGCCUCCACACCAAAGUCAGCAGCCCAAUCAAGCAGCAUCACACAGCCCGACCUCUGGCGACCAUGUCGCACUUCCACAACCCAUAUGCCGGUGUUCCAUACGCCUGGCAGCUGACAGAGACCGUUAUCGACUUUUUGCAUCGCUUGCCGCCCUCGACUACCGAGGGUUUCCCGUGGAUCUACAUUUGCAAUCCUUACGUAGACAGACGGCCUAGAGUGCCAACUUCGUGCGGUGCAAAUGUCGUGGGAUGUGAAGAUGAAGGCCCACAGGACAACGGUGCGGACGUUGCGACUCUCAUGCAAGGUGGCAUGGAGAGACUGCACAUGAUCUCAGAGUUCAUUGAUUAUCUCCGGAGAAUCGACAGACCUCCAGAACUGAAGAUGCAGGAGCUCCGCAAGGCCAGUUCUGACGCUUCGGAGGACAUCUUAACUCUGGCCCAGCAUUUGCGGGUCACCUGCGGAAAGUGGAUGCUCUUUUGUCCGGUCGCUGAGGUUGACGCCGUGUGGGAACUCAUCGCCAAAGCGACGGCCAACAACGAACUCGGCAUAGCAGCCAAAGUCGCCCCAAAGUCAAGUACCGAUUCCAGAGCAGAGCGUCUCAUCUGUGUCUACACGGCAGACUUCAGCAACAAACAAGACAUCAAGAGGGUCGCUGUGAAUUUGCAAAGACUUGGUCUCAUUUCCCCCACAGGCAGACCUGUGUACUACAAGCCUGACGCAUACACAUAUCUGGGAAUAUCGUCUCAGAAUCCAUGGAAUAUCAGGGCGUCGAUCUACAAUUCAACUACAGUGUUGAGGGAGUGGUGAAUCAUCUACGGGGGUUGGGUUUUUCGGUUUCAAGGGUGCUAUAUACUGUUGCCAGCCUUGUACGAUGUUUGUGGCAUAGACAAUGUGCCAUAGCCAUAGCUAUCAAAAUCCGGCACUAGAACGCUCGUUCCGGUUGUUCUCGCCCAACGGGUGGCGGGUUUCAAGUGCACACUUCCACGCAACAAUAUCCACAUACCAAGGGAUACUAGACAUCCCU
Molecule: messenger RNA, 1484 nt
Organism: Microdochium trichocladiopsis
Lineage: Eukaryota; Fungi; Ascomycota; Sordariomycetes; Xylariales; Microdochiaceae
Exons: 4
Coding region: 347-1267 (306 amino acids)
Source: RefSeq, a predicted model, not a curated record